CUCUGACUCUACACUAGACAUAUACCCAGCAUCAGCAAAAUGGCAGCGACAAGCACUACCCCCGGCGGCAAGACCCUCCCGCCCAUGAUGACCUCGCUCCGCGUCGACGGCUCGGGCCAGGUCGAGAUUGUCGACCAGCUCCUCCUCCCCCACACGGUCAAGUGGAUCCCCGUCUCGACUCCCGAGGAGGCCUUUGACGCCAUCAAGACGAUGAGGAUCCGCGGCGCGCCAGCGAUCGCGUCCCUCGCUGCGCUGUCUGUUCGUUCGUACCUCUCGUCGGGGGCCGCGUCCAAGUUCUCCACCCCCGCCGACGUGUCGGCCGACCUCGGCUCGAUCCUCGACUACCUCGAGUCGUCGCGCCCCACUGCCGUCAACCUCGCCGAGGCGAUGAACCGCCUGCGCCGCAUUCUGAAGUCUGCGCCGGCCGCCGGCGGCGCUGCCGAGGUGUCUGCGCUCGUCGAGAAGAUCAAGACGGCGGCGUUCGCGGUCCACGAGGAGGACCAGGAGCGUAACCGCACCAUGGGCCGCCUCGGUGCCGAGUGGCUCUGGCAGCAGCGCGGCGGCAAGGAUGGCAAGAAGGGCCUCAAGGUCAUCACCGUGUGCAACACUGGCUCGCUCGCGACUUCGGGCUACGGCACGGCCAUUGGCGUGAUCACUGCGCUCUUCGAGGCCGACCACCUCGACACGGCGUACUACGCCCAGACGACGCCGUACCACCAGGGCUCGCGCCUCACGUCGCUCGAGCUCACGACGCUCAAGAUCCCCGCGUGCAUGAUCUGCGACACGAUGCUCGGCUCGCUGAUGCAGCACAACGACAUUGACGGCGUGAUCAUCGGCGCUGACCGCAUCGUUGCCAACGGCGACACGGCGAACAAGAUCGGCUCGUACCAGGCCGCCGUGCUCGCCCAGCGCCACAACGUCCCCUUUGUCGUCGUCGCGCCCGUCACCACCGUUGACCUGUCGCUCGAGACUGGCGCCCAGAUCCACAUUGAGCAGCGCCCCGCCGUCGAGGCCACGCUUGUCCGCGGUAAGAACCUCGAGACGGGCGACUUGUCGGUUGUCCGCAUCUCGCCUGAGGGUGUCGGAUCGGGCCCCGAGCCCUGGAACCAGGUCUACAACCCCUCGUUCGACGUUACCCCCGCCGAGCUCAUCAGCGCCGUCGUUACCGAGAAGGGCGUUGCGGUCCGCGCGCCUGGCGCCAAAAGCAUCGACGUUGCCUCGGUUUGCUAGUUAGAGCAUCUUUAUGAAUAAUGUGCCACGAUGACAGA
Vanrija pseudolonga is the source of this 1268-nucleotide messenger RNA. It is a transcript of the gene MRI1, whose product is annotated as Methylthioribose-1-phosphate isomerase. The record is from RefSeq and is a predicted model, not a curated record. The transcript is spliced from 3 exons. Lineage: Eukaryota; Fungi; Basidiomycota; Tremellomycetes; Trichosporonales; Trichosporonaceae. Gene Ontology annotation, molecular function: S-methyl-5-thioribose-1-phosphate isomerase activity. The coding region runs from base 40 to 1230 and encodes 396 amino acids.